Molecule: messenger RNA, 1445 nt
Organism: Cannabis sativa
Lineage: Eukaryota; Viridiplantae; Streptophyta; Magnoliopsida; Rosales; Cannabaceae
Exons: 2
Coding region: 1-804 (267 amino acids)
Biological process (GO): proteolysis
Molecular function (GO): cysteine-type peptidase activity
Source: RefSeq, a predicted model, not a curated record
AUGUUUUUAAGUUUUGAUACUGCAUUACAGUUUUUUUACAGUUGUUCAACCUUUUCAUUUGUGUUUCUGUGUUGUUUUUUUUCUCAGCAUAUGAACACCAUAUUCUAUUACCUUCGGAAAAAAGGUAAAUAUUCUUCCGCUGUGACGUUGAAUUUCGCAACUACUGAUUGUCUCUUUGAUGAUUCCAUCCAAGCUUUGUACCACAAAUAUAACAAGGCCAAGUCAAUGAAGACUAAGAUGUCACACAUUCACGCUGCCCACCCAAUAGCGCAUUACAUCCGAGGUAUGCGCAUUCCCUGUUCCAAGCCUUGGUAUGAAGCCGAUCAUGUGUUAUUCAUCAUCAAUUUAAGAAGGGAAAGUCAUUGGGUGUUUGGGCGUCUUGACUUGAACGAAGGGAUGUUGUUUCUGUACAAUUCUUUGAGGACCGCGAAGAUGAAUGCAGCAGCUAGGAAUGCCAUGAAGGCUUAUUCUGUGUUGUUGCCUUUGUUUUUCGAUUUACUUGGGUUUUGGAAGAAUAGGGCACAAGCUCCUACCUCAAGUUCUGACCCUACAGCUCCCUUAAGAAUCGUGGAGCUUAGUGGUCUUCCGUCUCAGCAGAAGAAUGAUUGCGGAGCAUAUGUUGCUGCCUUUGCUGAAUUCUUUAUCCACGGAAAGGAUGUCCCUGCGGACUUUGACAUCGAAGUUUAUCGUACCCGACUUGCUUCACUUUUCUUCUCGUACGGCCAAAGGAAAAUUGAUGAAAGCAUUGACAGCGAGGAUGAGAAGCAAAACAAGUCUUCUAAGACAUCUAAAUUGAAGAAAUAGGAUCUUUUAAUUUGGUGACUCUUUUCUGUUAUUUGUUGAAUCUAUUACCAGACAAUAUUUAGUGUUAUUGGUUGAAUGUAGGUAUUAUAUUUGAUUUUAUACUAUGCACCUGGUUUAAAACUUUUAGGAUAUUUGACAUUUACUCCUUAUAAUAUUGUAUAGGUUUGUAUUUCCCAAAGUUGUUUGUUUUUUUAAUUGUUCAAGUUCUUUUAUACGGUCGCACAACUAUGGAGAAACUAUUAACCAACUGAAUACAAACAAUGUUUUUAUUUUUUCUAAAUUGUGCUAUGAAUGUAUUUUUAUUCUUCGUAUUCCAUUAAUCAUUUUCCCUUUAUUUUAGUUAUGUUUUAUCAAUUCUUGACUGACUGCCUUUAAAACUGUAAAGAAGAAGUCAUUCCGGUACUUAAUAUUUACAAAGGGUCACAACUGUAACAAAACGAUUUUGAAACUAUUAAAAAACUGUUUCAAAUUUCAUAAAAAUGAAAUCCCAUGUAUUUAGAACAUCACAGAUUAACCUGUUUGAAUUUGCACACAAAAUUAAACAAUUUAAAUAUUUCAUAUGUAUCUAUUUUAUUGCUUGAUUGUUGCAUGUCUUUCGAUUGUGUCCGUGUUGUCCACAUUUGCUGCACCUGUUAUAUUUU